AAAUAUUAUAAAAUGACUCGUAUAAUAUUUUUGCAUCCAGAUCUUGGAAUUGGUGGAGCCGAAAGAUUAGUCGUUGAUGCUGCUUUAGCUUUAAAGAAAAAUGGUCAUGACGUAUCUUUCGUGACAACUCAUCAUGAUCCGGAUCACUGUUUUCUUGAAACAAAAGAUGGUACAAUUCCCGUUACAGUUGUUGGUAAUUGGCUACCAAGACAUAUUCUAGGCAAGUUUUUUGCAUUAUGUGCUUAUAUUAGAAUGGUAUAUGCUGCAACUUAUAUAAUAUUUUUAAAAAACCGUCCAGAAUUAGUAUUUUGUGAUUUAGUUUCAGUAUGUAUUCCUAUUCUUCGACUAUGUAUUCCCCAUGUUGUAUUUUAUUGUCAUCAUCCAGAUCAGUUACUUUCUAUGCCUGGAGGUUGUUGUAAAGCUUUAUAUCGUGUUCCUCUUAAUUAUUUAGAAGAAAUUACGACUGGGAUGGCUCAUAAAAUUUUUGUUAAUAGUAUAUAUACUCGUAAUGUAUUUAAAUCCACGUUUAAAAAAUUAUGUAUUGAACCAGAAGUUCUAUAUCCUUCCAUUAAUACAGACUUCUUUGAUAAAACAAGAAUAAUAUUAUUAGAGAGAGUAUUGGAUAAAAAAUUGCCAGAUGAUAGCAUUAUACUCUUAUCUAUAAAUAGAUAUGAGAGAAAAAAAAAUUUAUCUCUUGCAAUAGAAACACUUGCCUACUUAAAAAAUUCUUUAACAGAACAAGAAUAUAAACGAUUAUAUUUAAUUAUGGCUGGUGGAUACGAUAAACGAGUUGAAGAAAAUGUUGAACAUUACUUGGAAUUAAUAGGACUUUCUGAUGAAUUACAUGUUACAGAUAAAGUAAUUUUCUUACGUUCUCCUUCUGAUAUUUAUAAAGUUUCUCUUUUAAAACACUGUGAUAUUUUGAUAUACACACCACACAAUGAACAUUUUGGUAUAGUUCCAUUAGAAGCUAUGUAUAUUGGAAAACCUGUAAUUGCUCAUAAUUCUGGUGGUCCAAUGGAAUCAGUUAUUGACAAAGUUACUGGAUAUUUAGUUAAUGGUUCUAGCAAAGAAUUUGCUGAAAAAAUUAAAAUAUUAAUAAAAGAACCAUCGCUUGUAGAAACAUUUGGAAAAGCUGGCAGAGAACGGUUUCUUGCAACAUUUAGUUUCACAGCAUUUAGCACUCAGUUAAGUAAAGCAGUGGAUGAGCUAAUUAAUUUUAAGAAAGAUUAAUUUAAUUAGCUAUUUCCUAGUACUUUUUUUAAUAAUAUAUUAUUUAUUAUGCUUAUAAAAUAAAAUAUACAUAUAAUGCAUUUAUAAAAUAAGUGAACCAGUAUUUUAAUUCUCUGAGGCACUUAACUACAUCAAAUUAAAUCAAUUAAAUGAAAUGUUUUUACUAUUUUCA
This is a messenger RNA of Vespula vulgaris, 1405 nucleotides long. RefSeq names its product alpha-1,3/1,6-mannosyltransferase ALG2 (gene Alg2). The transcript has 2 exons. The record is from RefSeq and is a predicted model, not a curated record. Lineage: Eukaryota; Metazoa; Arthropoda; Insecta; Hymenoptera; Vespidae. The coding region runs from base 13 to 1233 and encodes 406 amino acids. Gene Ontology annotation, molecular function: alpha-1,3-mannosyltransferase activity; GDP-Man:Man(1)GlcNAc(2)-PP-Dol alpha-1,3-mannosyltransferase activity.